Phanerochaete carnosa HHB-10118-sp is the source of this 708-nucleotide messenger RNA. RefSeq lists its product as uncharacterized. Gene Ontology annotation, molecular function: oxidoreductase activity; FMN binding. The transcript has 4 exons. The record is from RefSeq and is a predicted model, not a curated record. The coding region runs from base 1 to 708 and encodes 235 amino acids. NCBI's taxonomy places the organism in Eukaryota, Fungi, Basidiomycota, Agaricomycetes, Polyporales, Phanerochaetaceae.
AUGCCUCUUCCAGAAAUCAAGGAGUACAUCGAUCUGUACGGUGCAGCAACGAAGAACGCCGUCCGUGCCGGUUUCGACGGCGUCGAGGUGCACGGUGCAAAUGGCUACUUGAUUGAUCAAUUCACCCAGGAUGUUUCCAACACCCGCACAGACGAGUACGGCGGCUCGGUCGAGAACCGGGCCCGAUUCGCGCUUGAAGUGCUCGAUGCAGCGAUCAAGGUGAUUGGCGAGACCAAGGUUGGCAUCCGGUUCAGCCCAUGGGGCAAUUUCAAUGGUAUGCGUAUGGCAGACCCGAAACCUGGUUUCAGCUAUCUUGUGUCAGAGAUCACAAAACGAUGGCCAUAUUUGGCCUAUAUCCACGCGGUUGAACCCCGAGCGGAGGGUAACCGAGACAGAGUAGUCAGGGAAGGAGAGUCAAAUGACUUCCUGCGGAAGAUCUGGGGUCAGCAGCCGUUCAUAAGUGCUGGUGGCUACAAUCGCGAGCUUGCCUUAGAAGCUGCCGAGACGAAGGGUAACCUAAUCGCUGCCGGUAGACUAUUCAUCUCGAACCCUGACUUGCCGGCACGAUGGCAGAAGAAUAUACCCGCCGACAAGGGCGAUCGUUCGACAUACUACGCCGUUGAAAGCCCGCAGGGGUAUAUCGAUUACCCUUUCGCUGACGGUUCGGUUGCCCCUGAGCAGUUCAAAAGGAUCUCUAACAGAGUGUAG